AUGCAGAUGGCCUGGCUCUCAUGGGGGCCUCGACACUCCAGUGUUGUUGCUCUUCAAUUUCAGCGUGAACCAUUUGUCGAAUGUCUGCUCCAGGACAUCUGCGUCGCGGACUACAAAUCCCUUGAGGGCCCGCUGCGGGUGGACGGGUUCCCGUGCACGUUCGCGACGGCGGAGGACUUCUUCUUCGGCGGGCUGGCCAAGGCCGCCGACGUGUACUCCGGCAGCCCGAUGGGGUCGGCGGUGACGGCGGCGGACGUGGGGACGCUCCCGGGGCUCAACACCCUGGGCGUGUCCAUGGCGCGGACGGACUACGCGCCGUGGGGCGGCGUGAACCCGCCGCACUCGCACCCGCGCGCCACCGAGAUCCUCUUCGUCCUCGACGGCACCCUGGAGGUGGGCUUCGUCGUCGCCGCGAGCCGGCUCCUCGGCCGCACCGUCUCCCGGGGCGAGGUGUUCGUGUUCCCGCGCGGCCUCGUGCACUUGGAGCGCAGCGUCGGGGCGGCGCCCGCCGUGGCCGUCUCGGCGUUCGACAGCCAGCUGCCCGGCACGCAGGCGGCCGCCGCGGCCCUGUUCGGCGCCGCGCCGGCGGUGCCGACGGACGUGCUGGCGCGGGCGUUCCGGACCGACGCCGGGGUGGUGGAGACCAUCAAGUCCAAGUUCGCGCCCAAUUAA
Messenger RNA from Panicum virgatum (switchgrass), 672 nucleotides. Its product is annotated as germin-like protein 1-4. Lineage: Eukaryota; Viridiplantae; Streptophyta; Magnoliopsida; Poales; Poaceae. Gene Ontology annotation, biological process: plasmodesmata-mediated intercellular transport; regulation of root development. The transcript has 3 exons. The record is from RefSeq and is a predicted model, not a curated record. Gene Ontology annotation, cellular component: plasmodesma; cell wall. Bases 1 to 672 code for a protein of 223 amino acids. Gene Ontology annotation, molecular function: manganese ion binding.